Messenger RNA from Stegastes partitus (bicolor damselfish), 2300 nucleotides. RefSeq names its product E3 ubiquitin-protein ligase TRIM39-like. Gene Ontology annotation, molecular function: protein binding; zinc ion binding. The transcript is spliced from 9 exons. Lineage: Eukaryota; Metazoa; Chordata; Actinopteri; Pomacentridae. Bases 79 to 1701 code for a protein of 540 amino acids. The record is from RefSeq and is a predicted model, not a curated record.
UCCUCUUCCUGUUGUAUAUAAGCAGCAAGUGGAGAAGCUCGCUGAGGACGAACAGACGAACACUGAGACAAAGGCGCCAUGGCCUCACCCACUUCUCAACAGUCCCUCCUGAAAUGCUGCAUUUGUCUGGACCACUUCACUGACCCCGUCUCCACUCCGUGUGGACACAACUUUUGCAAAGUCUGCAUAAACAAUUACUGGGACACAACAAACACUAUCCAGUGUCCACUUUGUAAGCAAAACUUCAACAAAAGGCCGCAGCUGAGUGUGAACGUGUUGCUCAGAGAUCUGAUUGAGCAAAAACAGACAAACAUCUGCACAGAGGAGAAGAACCAAACGGCAGAUGUUCUGUGCGAUGCGUGUUCUGGAGAGGAGAAGGAAGUGACGGCGGUGAAGUCCUGUCUGCACUGUGAGAAGUCUUUCUGCUGUGAGCACGUGAAGCCUCACCAGGAUGACGAGGAGCUGAAGAGCCACGAGCUGCUGGAUCCUGUCAGCCGACUGCAGGACAGGCUCUGCAAGCAGCACAAAGCUCCUCUGGAACUGGUUUGCCAUCUGGACCUGACUUGUGUGUGUGUGUUGUGCGUCAAAUCAACCCACCAAAACCAUCAGUGUGUCCCUCUGAAGAACCGCUUCAGAAAGAAAAAGGCCAAGGUGGACCGAGAACUCUCUGAGCUGGAGCAGGAGAUCAAGGACAGGAAAAAGAUGUUGAGGGCGGUGGAUGAGUCAACGGAGCUCCGUAAGGAGAACGUCAAGACAGACAUUGCAGACAUUCUGAAGAUCUUCGCUCAGUUCAAAGAAAUAGUAAAAACAAGUGAGUCAGGACUUGCGGCAGCCCUCAUGUUGCUACAUAGGAAAGGUGAUAAUCGCAGUGAGGCUCUCAAAGAGAAGCUUCAAGAAGAAAUCUGCGAGCUGGAGGAGAGAAAAGAUGAACUGGAUCAUCUGUCCCACAUAAAAGAUGAACUCCGUCUUCUGCAGAGCCUGCAUUCUCUAAGUGACCCGCCCAGCACUAAGGACUGGUCUGAGAUCAGUGCCUACAAUGAUUCAGCAGUGGGGACUGUGAGAAGUGGAGUCAGUAGACUGGUCCUCGACCUUCACAACAAGGUGCAAGAUGAAAUGAAAAAAAUGGUUACAAAAGAGAUAAAGAGAAUUCAGAAAUAUGCAGUGAAUGUAACUUUGGACUCCGAUACGGCAAAUAAUCUCCUCAUUGUGUCCAAUGAUGGGAAACAAGUGAGAAAUGGAGGCUUGCCUCAGAAACUGCCGGACAACCCAGAGAGGUUUGACACUCUUCUUGGUUUGUUGGGGAAAGAAGGCUAUUCCUCUGGAGCCUUUUACUUUGAGGUGCAAGUGGAAGGUAAGACGGCGUGGGACAUUGGAGUUGCCUUGGAAACAGUCAACAGGAAAGGCCUGGCUGAUGUCUGUCUGAGUAAUGGCUACGCUGUCCUGAUGCUAAGAGAUGGGGACAAUUUGAAAGCCUGCGACCAGCCUCCUGUGCAGAUUAAUGUUCCCCGGACACUCAAGAAGGUCGGGGUGUUUGUAGACCACGAGGAGGGAGAGGUUUGCUUUUAUGACGUCGGGAUGAACGCCCAUAUCUACUCCUUUACUGGCUGCAGGUUCCCCAAGAAGAAGUUGCACCCAUAUUUGAACACUUGCACCCACCAUGAGGGGAAUGACUCUUCAAUGGUAAUCACUCAUAUCAGUUAAAAGGUCCGGAUCAUUUUCUCUCUGAUGAUGGUACACUGUCCAAACCCAGAGGCAACAUAGUGGCACCAAAUCAUGAUAGUCCUUCAUGCACGUUCUCCUUUUUCAUUUCUUUUUUGGUUUUGUCAGGCAGCAGCACAGCAAACUCAAAAUGUUGCGUGACAGCAAUUGAUGCCAUCCUUGUUAACUUUUUUAACUUCAGGGUACACAUAGUUUUUCAAAUCUACACUGUCAGUGUCUCAAUGAUGCAUUCAAUAUGGACAAGAAACACACAUUGAUUUAUAGGUUUAACUUAAACUAGAUCGUAGUUGUUCAUAAAUGAAACUUAGGUGAACAUCUGACUAUAUUUUAGCACAAAUGUGCACAUAUUUGCAGAUAAUUCUGAAUAGCUGACCUACUUUUUCUUAACACUGUAAAACAUUCAGUAAGCCUAGGCUUUGUCAAAUGACACCAGCGUAUAAGGGCAUUAUAUGUUUAAUUUGUUCAUGUAUUUUGUCUAUGCAGAACUCUUGUCUCUUGAAAAUAAUCUGUGUAGGGAAUUUAAGUCAUGCCGGCUUGGCUCCAGGUAUUUAACAAUUGAAUAAAAAUAUUUUUUAAUUAAU